Molecule: messenger RNA, 1071 nt
Organism: Alternaria postmessia
Lineage: Eukaryota; Fungi; Ascomycota; Dothideomycetes; Pleosporales; Pleosporaceae
Exons: 2
Coding region: 1-1071 (356 amino acids)
Molecular function (GO): phosphatidylinositol transfer activity
Source: RefSeq, a predicted model, not a curated record
AUGUCUGCCAUUGGCCCCUUCGCAGAGCCUGCACCAGGCUGCAAACCUGCAGCCGCUCCUGCCUUGACCGCCGACCAACAAACCAAAUACGACCAGCUUCUCGCCGAUGUCCGGACAUGGGAAACUCUGCCCACAACUUCAGCAAAGGGUGCCGAAGAAUCACCAAUCAGCGACGAUGAGCGUAUCUGGCUCACCCGUGAAUGUCUCCUUCGAUACCUUCGCGCGACAAAGUGGAACCUUCCUCAAGCCACCCAGCGUCUGCGCGGGACACUGAUAUGGCGUCGCGAGUACGGCACCGACAAAUUCACCGCCGAAUACAUCUCAGAAGAGAAUGCAACCGGCAAGCAGGUCUUGCUUGGUUUCGAUAACGAGGGAAGGCCAUGCUUGUACCUGCUGCCUCAGAACCAGAACACCAAGGAGACGCCUAAGCGGGUAGAGCACUUGGUCUACAUGCUUGAGCGCACCAUCGACAUGCACCCGCCUGGUCAAGAGAGUCUGGCAUUGUUGAUCGACUUCAGGAACACUGGAGCUGGUGGUACCCCUAGCUUGGCCACCGCCAAACAGGUCCUCGAUAUCCUGCAGAAUCACUAUCCAGAGCGACUUGGCCGGGCAUUACUCACACACCUCCCUUGGUAUGUCAAUGCCUUCCUCAAGCUCGUGAACCCGUUUAUCGAUCCCGUCACCAAGUCCAAGAUUAAGCCCAACGAGCCUCUGCCCAACCAUGUACCUGCAUCUCAGCUCAUGAAGGUCUCUGGCGGUGAAGUCGACUUUAAGUACGACCACUCUGUCUACUGGCCAGCACUAGAGAAGCUCACCAAUGAGCGGAGACAACAAAGGAAGGAGCGAUGGGAGAAGGCUGGCAAGAUAAUCGGAGAGAGCGAGAUAUACCUCUGGGGAGGUGAUGAGCCCAGCCUUGCAAGUGGAACAGCCACUGACACUGCAGUAGAGGCUACCCAGCCUCCUACAACAGUCGAGGGUGCCAGUACCGCACCCAACGGGGGUGCGGAGCUUGUUGAAGGUGUUGAAAAGUUGGACAUCAAAGAGGGCGAGCCGGUCAAGGCUGCUGCCUGA